This is a messenger RNA of Ambispora leptoticha, 212 nucleotides long. Lineage: Eukaryota; Fungi; Glomeromycota; Glomeromycetes; Archaeosporales; Ambisporaceae. The record is from the annotation of a GenBank genome assembly.
AUGCAAUAUUUGACUACAUCUUUGAACAUGCAAAAUCUUUUUUGUUCUAUAUCCUCUCAAUCACAAAUAUCUACAAUUACUAUCAAUAAUAUUUCGCCCAUUAUUGCACUGAUAUCUGAAGUUGAUACAGAAGAAAUUCGCUUUAAUGCAACAGCUCAAAAAAGAAUUGCCGAUACUAAAAGAUUAGCUGAAAAACAACUUAGUGAAUUUGA